Messenger RNA from Drosophila serrata, 2287 nucleotides. Its product is annotated as post-GPI attachment to proteins factor 2-like. Gene Ontology annotation, cellular component: Golgi membrane; endoplasmic reticulum membrane. Lineage: Eukaryota; Metazoa; Arthropoda; Insecta; Diptera; Drosophilidae. The record is from RefSeq and is a predicted model, not a curated record. Gene Ontology annotation, biological process: GPI anchor biosynthetic process.
GUUUUAAGGAAACAUCGCAUAUGUCGUAAAAGCUAUCGAUUCUUGCGCUAUCGAUGUAUUUUUGAGCGAAAGCUAACGGUAUACGGCUGAGAAACUUUUUGGCUGCUAGUGUGACCAUCCCCGUGUGGCAGCCCCGGAGAAAGACGAGAAAAACGCUGAAAAGCGUGGAAAACGUGAAAAGAACAGAACGAACGACCCGUCCCGUGGAACAGUAGUUGCGAGAGAGGCGCGCGCGCGGUCAUAACCUGGUUACGGCGGCGUUGGGGCAUGCAAAUUAUGCCAAAUAGCAUCCACGGGCACACGACCAGCAGUAGCAGCAACAACGUCAACGCCAACGUCAAAGCCAAAGCCAUAGCCAAAACCGACCAGCGAACGGACGCAGAAAAUGCAGCGGAGCAUGGACGCGGCGACGUCAUCGGCGUCAGAUAGCGGGAAGGGUGCAAAGACGGAGGCGGCGGCAUCCAGAUCCGACGGAGUCGGCGGGAACAGCUGCUCCUCCACCGGCCUAGGCCUAGGAUCCGGAACCGCCGAUACAGCAGCGAUUAGCACAACAACGAUUGGCUCCAUGCAGCAGUUGGACCCAAAGGAGCAGAAGGUUGCCAUCCACUUUUUGGCCAGCUUCCAUGAGAUUUGCGUUGUCACCGCCCUGCUGCCCCUGGUGACGCUGUUCACGUGCUUUGUGACCGCCUACGUCUUCCAGUACGAUGAUGUACACGAGACACAUUGCCGCGUCUAUAACAUAAUACCCUCGAUAAGUGCAAUUACCGGCGUCAGUCCGCAGCGUUACUUCUGGCGCUUUAGCAUUGCGCUGCACAUUGGACCCCGAAUUCCCAUAGCCUUCGUCUACAAGAAUUACUACCGCUCGCAGCUGGAGCGGAUCAGUCCCGCCCUGGUGCCGAAGACCAGCCUGCUGAUCACAGUGAUCCUGGUGCUCAAUUGCAUCGAGAUUGCGGCCCUGGGCGGUGUUACCUAUAUAUCCAAUCGGGAGAACUAUCCUGUCCAUGAGCGUAUUUUCAUCACGUUUAUGGUCUGUUCGUUGUGCUAUAUGUUGGCCACAAUUAAGCUGAAUGGCAUCCUUAAUGCCGGACAAUCGCUGAGCCAUAAUCAGCGUCAGUCCAUCAAAUGGAAGAAGAUCCUGUUUAUAGUCUCCAUUCUGAGCACCAUUGGGCUGUUGGUGUUCUUUGCCAAACAUCGUUUCUACUGUCACGACUUGGCCUUCAGUUGGUUCGCCUUCUUUGAGUACUUGAUCGCCAUUGCCAACAUGCUGUUCCAUUUCACCAUUAUUUGGGACUUCCCCUCACAGUUUAUGAUUAUUGUGCAGGGACCCCGUAAGAAUCUGGCCCAGUACUUAAGUAAUCGCCCGAAAAAGGACUAAAUCUGGAGUCAGUGGUCAUCGUCAUCGUCGUCGAUGUGUGCACAGUGUGUGUGUGUAUAAUUCCCAUACGAAACGUACAAUUAACGAACUUCUUCAACUUUAAAAACUAAGCGCUUCCAUAACAAAAAACAAAAAAAAUAACAACAUCAACAAGAAAUCCCCAAACAAAUUCUUCUAUUUAGUAUUUCGAUUCUCCUCUCUACACAACCGAAACGAAACGAAACGAAACCAAAGCCCCAAAUGAUAACCUAAGCGAAAGUGAAAAUGUUCCAUAGAGUUCCGCGAUUUAUAAUAAUUAAAGAAAUAUACAAAAAGUAUGUACACAUUCUGAAUACACGAUAUAUAAGUUAACUAAGGACUAAGUGCACCCAACAAAACAAAACAAAAAAAAGAAACAGAAACAGAAACAGAAACCAAACCGAACAAUACUGGAUCGCGUAGCUCGCCAGAUCUCAUGUCAAUUUCGAAUCGAGCGCGUCAGAGUGUUUCAUUUGUUAGUAAAGUAAAAUAAAGUAAAGUAAAUUUAAAGUAACUUAAAGUAACGUAAAUAAAAAUAGAGAUCGUAUUACCACUUAGUACAUAUCGUUUAUACAAGAUGUAAAGCGAGCAGAAUGGGCUAGUAUUGGCCUUAUUGGCCUGGCCCAUCUCCUCCUUCCACACACAAUUCAGACAAUAGACAUUAAGCUGCGACACUAAGGGCAACGAACGAACAAAGAAUAUAUACCAAAUAGUUGGGGAAAACAACAGUGAUGGGAAGUCUAUACUAUAGACUCUAUAGGGCUGGGGAAAUUAUUGAUUUAAACAGUUUCAGUUUUGAAAUAUCCGCAACACCCUUGCAGUGUUUCAGUGUCUAAAAAUCACUGAAGCACUCAUUUCCGACCCCAUAAACCAUAUAUAUUCUUGAUCAGCAUU